Molecule: messenger RNA, 1104 nt
Organism: Aureobasidium vineae
Lineage: Eukaryota; Fungi; Ascomycota; Dothideomycetes; Dothideales; Saccotheciaceae
Source: the annotation of a GenBank genome assembly
AUGGCGCCAGUAGAUGGAGGUGCUCCUCUGUCCGCCGCGAGAGCUCGCCUCUCAGGUCCACCAGGCAUCAAGGGUAUCAUUGCAUCAGGCAAGACCACUGGCAUUGCCUUCUUUGCCUCGCUUGGUGGUUUCGUAUAUGGCUACAAUCAGGGCAUGUUCGCCCAGGUCUUGACCAUGAAUUCCUUUAUCAGAGCUGCAAGUAACACGAACUUCCAAGCAUGUGCAUCUAUGUUAAUGAGUUUCUCANNGACCAACAAUUAUGCUAGUGGAGUUGGUCUUGCCCAAGGUUUACUGACUUCGAUUUUGGAACUCGGUGCCUGGGUUGGAACUCUCAUCAAUGGCUAUCUGGCCGAUGCUGUCGGAAGACGUUGGUGUGCACUAAUUGCCUGCUGUGUGUUCACCAUCGGUGUUGUUGUUCAGGCCUGCACUGUCAAUAAAGACUAUGUUCUUGCAGGUCGUUUCGUUACUGGAUUAGGUGUCGGAUCUCUGUCGAUGGUCGUCCCACUGUACAACGCCGAGCUUUCGCCNCCUGAAAUUCGAGGAUCUUUGGUAGCAGUGCAACAGCUUGCCAUCACUUUCGGCAUCAUGAUUUCCUUCUGGAUCGGAUAUGGUGAGUGCAUACCGAUGAAAGAAAUCUGCAGCUCCAGAAUUGACAGACGACANGGAACAAACUUCAUCGGAGGCACUGGUGAUUCGCAAUCAGACGCCGCUUGGCUGGUACCAAUCUGUAUCCAGAUCCUUCCUGCUCUCAUCCUCGGAGCAGGUAUGAUGAUGUUUAUGCCCGAGUCGCCACGCCACCUGAUGAAUCAAGGCCGNAGGGAAGAGGCACUCACAACAUUGGCCCGUUUGAGAAACAAGACCACCGAAGAUAUGGGCGUGCGCGUCGAAUACCUCGAAAUCAAGGCUCUCCGCGACUUUGAAGUCGAGACCGCACGUAAGAAGUAUCCUCAGUAUCAGGAUGGAAGCUUCAAGAGCAACUUCUUGAUUGGCUUCCAUGACUAUGCUUCCUUGAUCACCAACCCAUCCCUACGCAGACGAACUAUGGCAGCAUGUUUGACGAUGACUUUCCAGCAGUGGAACGGCAUCAACGCCAUCAACUACUAG